AUGCAAUGCUACACGGAGCUGACACCUCCUACAGCUGUCACACAUUCCUUGACUCUUCCGUUCUUGUCCGCAGAUGCUAGAAACCUCAUCGUCGCAAAAUCCUCAGUUAAUAACGAUGAUGGAGUAGAGGAUUCUUUUCUCGGCACAGAUUCGAUUAUACAACGACCAGAAUUAGCUCGAACAACGAAACUCGUACUUAUAGCUGAAUAUAACUUAUCUGGAACGGUCACAUCUCUUGUCCGAGUCAAGACUAUAUCCUCAAAAACUGGGGGUGAAGCACUUUUAGUGGGAUUCAAGGAUGCAAAGCUCAGUUUGGUGGAAUGGGACCCAGAACGGCCCGGCAUAUCAACAAUAUCAGUCCAUUUUUAUGAACAAGACGAACUGCAAGGAAGUCCAUGGGCACCAAGUCUUUCAGACUGCGUCAAUUACCUUACUGUCGAUCCAGGAAGUAGGUGUGCUGCAUUGAAAUUCGGAGCGCGGAACCUUGCGAUUCUGCCAUUUAAACAAGACGAAGAUGUCAAUAUGGACGAUUGGGAUGAGGAGUUAGAUGGCCCUCGCCCUGCGAAGAUUUCACAAAAGACUGCAGCGGAAGAUGGAAAGUUAGAUACACCAUAUGGGUCCUCUUUUGUUCUACGAUUGUCUUCACUCGAUCCCAACAUCAUCUUUCCAAUCCACCUUGAAUUUCUGUAUGAAUAUAGAGAGCCAACUUUUGGAAUUCUCUCAUCUACCAUGGCUCCAUCCUCGGCUUUACUGCAAGAGCGUAGAGACCACUUGACUUAUAUGGUUUUCACCUUGGAUAUACAUCAAAAAGCGUCUACCACCAUUCUUUCCGUUGGAGGUUUGCCUUACGACCUCUUCAGAAUCGUCCCACUAGCUCCACCUGUGGGCGGAGCUCUUCUAGUUGGUACUAAUGAGUUGAUACAUAUCGAUCAAGCUGGUAAAGCUAACGGUGUUGCUGUCAACAUGUUUGCAAAGCAAUGUACUGGCUUCAGUCUUUUGGACCAGUCUGAUCUUGACCUUCGGUUAGAAGGUUGCAAAAUUGACCAACUAUCUAUCGAAAAUGGAGAGAUGCUCAUUAUACUACAUAGUGGCGAUAUUGCUAUCCUGAGCUUUCGUAUGGAUGGAAGGUCAGUCUCUGGCCUAAGCAUUCGCCGAGUAAGUGCAGAUUCAGGAGGCGCCAUAUUGACUGGAGCUGCGUCAUGUGUAAGUUCUCUUGGCGCAGGAUCAUUGUUCGUUGGAAGUGAGGUAUCAGAUUCUGUCAUUCUAGGCUGGAGUAGGAAGUCGGGACCGACUUCACGUCGGAAGUCAAGGCUUGACAGUUCAGCAAUAGCAGAAGUUGAUGAGGCCAUGCUUGAUGAUGAAGAUUUAGAAGAUGAUGACGAUGAUCUGUACGGCGAUGGACCCACAAUCACUCAUGCUACUGCAAAUAUCACUGCAUCAAACAGUAAAACGGGUGACUACACGUUUCGUAUACAUGAUUCCAUGGUCAAUAUAGCUCCCAUCACAAACAUCGCGUUCGGAGAAACCGCAUUGAGUUUGGGUAAGGAAGAAGAGCUAAAACUUAGCGGUGUUCAGAGCGAACUUCAGCUUGUAGCUGCUGUCGGUCGUGAAAAGGGAGGCUCCUUGGCAGUCAUUAAUCGUGAAAUCCAGCCAAAUGUUAUAGGCCGAUUCGAGUUACCAGAAGCUCGUGGUAUAUGGACUAUGAGCGCAAAGAGACCGGCACCGAAAGGAUUGCAAGUCAAUAAGGAGAAAUCUGUCACUAGCGGUGACUAUGGCGUCGACGCUCAAUAUGAUAGACUAAUGAUAGUUUCCAAAGCAUCUGAUGCCGAAGAUGCUAUUGACGAAUCUGCUGUAUAUGCGUUAACGGAUGCCGGUUUUGAAGCUUUAACAGGGACAGAAUUCGAACCAGCCGCUGGAUCCACGAUCGAAGCUGGUACACUUGGCAAUGGCAUGCGUGUUGUUCAAAUUCUAAAGUCUGAAGUGAGAAGUUAUGACGGUGAUCUUGGUCUUGCACAAAUAUUGCCGAUGCUCGAUGAUGAGACGGGAGCAGAACCGAAGAUCAUCAGUGCAAGCUUCGCAGAUCCAUUUCUCCUGCUAAUUAGAGACGAUGCGAGCAUUUUUGUUGCACAAUGUGACGACGACAAUGAUCUCGAAGAGAUAGAAAGAGUUGACGAUGUUUUGCUUUCUACGAAAUGGCUGACUGGCUGUUUGUACGAUGACUACAGCGGAGCUUUCUCCGACGGCAAAUCGAACAAGGCAGGGGAAAAUGUCAAGAUGUUUUUACUUAGUGCGGGUGGAGCAUUGCACAUUUACGCACUGCCUGAUCUUUCUAAGCCAAUUUAUGUCGCGGAAGGAAUAUGUUUUGUUCCCCCUGUGCUUUCAGCAGAUUACGCAGCUAGGAAAUCGGCAGCUCGGGAAACCUUGACAGAGAUAUUGGUAGCCAACCUAGGAGAUUCUGUUUCUCAAUCCCCUUAUCUUAUUCUCCGACCCUCAAAUGAUGAUCUUACCAUCUAUGAACCGUUCCGCAUAAAGUCUGCGUCUCCGAAUCUUCUCUCCUCUACACUUCAAUUUCUGAAAAUACAGAACACACAUCUGACACAAGCUCCUGAUGUGUCUGCUGAAGAGCAGGCCGAUGGAGCUCAACAGACCAGCGAUAAGCCGAUGCGAGCUAUCUCAAAUCUCGGUGGAUACAGUACUGUCUUUGUGCCAGGCGGAUCUCCAAGUUUCAUCAUCAAGAGCUCUAAAACAGUACCCAAAGUUCUCAGCCUGCAAGGAACAGGGGUUCGCAGUCUUAGUAGUUUCCAUACCGAAGGUUGCGACAGAGGAUUCAUCUAUGCCGACACAGAAGGAGUCGCCCGCGUAGCACAAUUCCCACCAAAUACCACGUUUGCCGAUAUUGGAAUGGCCCUGCGAAAGAUUGAGAUAGGUGAAGAUGUUCACGCUGUGGCAUAUCAUUCACCGCUGCAAACAUAUGUUAUAGGUACUAGCAUUUUCACAGACUUUGAAUUGCCCAAAGAUGAUGACCACCGCAAAACUUGGCAAGAGGAAAACAUUGCCCUGAAGCCAUCGAUCGAGAAAAGCUUCCUUAAAUUAAUCAGCCCUGUCAACUGGUCCGUCAUUGAUACCAUUGAACUUGAACCCUGCGAACUCAUAACCUGCAUAAAAACCAUGAAUCUGGUGACAUCAGAAGUCACCAACGAGCGCAAACACUUGAUUGCUGUAGGAACAGCUAUAACCAAAGGAGAAGAUCUCGCAACCACUGGCCGCCUCUACGUUUAUGAUGUUGUCACCGUUGUUCCAGAACCAGACAGACCCGAGACAAACAAAAAAUUAAAAUUGAUCUCUUCUGAAAUCAUUACUCGUGGUGCUGGUGGUCCCGUAACUGGUCUUUCCGAAAUUGGAACUCAGGGCUUCAUGCUUGUUGCGCAGGGUCAAAAAUGUAUGGUCAGAGGUCUCAAGGAGGAUGGCACAAACUUGCCAGUCGCAUUCAUGGAUAUGAAUUGCUAUGUUACGUCUGUCAAGGAAUUACCUGGUACAGGCCUGUGCGUAAUGGCGGACGCUUUGAAAGGUGUUUGGUUUGCAGGAUAUACGGAAGAACCGUAUAGGAUGCUACUCUUUGGAAAGAGUGCUGCGAAGAUGGAAGUAUUAUGUGCAGACUUAUUACCAGAUGGAAAAGAUCUGUUCAUUGUGGCUGCAGAUGCUGAUGGGAACUUGCAUAUUAUGCAAUAUGAUCCUGAACAUCCCAAAUCUCUCCAAGGCCACCUCCUCCUUCACCGCACCACCUUCUCCCUCGGUGCCCACCACCCCACAACCAUGUCCCUUCUCCCCACCACCCGAUCCCUACCCCCAUUAACCACCGCCCCCUCUCCAUCUCCUAGUCCCUCACCUCAAGAAGAUGCCCCCUCCCCUUCUCAGCCCCUCCUUCUCACUUCUCGUACCGGUACCCUCGCUCUUCUCUCCCCUCUAACAGAAUCCCAAUACCGACGUUUUGGCACCCUCGUCUCACAUCUUACAAACACACUUUAUCAUCCCUGCGGUCUCAAUCCCAGAGCAUACCGAAUAGACAGAGAUGCAAAUGAGGGGAUUGUAGGAGGAAGAACGAUUAUUGAUGGAGGAGUGCUAGGAAGAUGGAUGGAACUUGGGAGUCAGAGGAGAGGAGAAGUGGCAGGAAGAGUCGGAGUUGAUGUUUUGGAGUUGAGGGAUGAGUUGAGUGGAUUACGUGGAGGCUUGGGCUUUAUCUAG
Messenger RNA from Botrytis fragariae, 4242 nucleotides. Its product is annotated as putative cleavage and polyadenylation specificity factor subunit 1 protein. Gene Ontology annotation, molecular function: nucleic acid binding; protein binding. The coding region runs from base 1 to 4242 and encodes 1413 amino acids. The transcript is spliced from 6 exons. NCBI's taxonomy places the organism in Eukaryota, Fungi, Ascomycota, Leotiomycetes, Helotiales, Sclerotiniaceae. Gene Ontology annotation, cellular component: mRNA cleavage and polyadenylation specificity factor complex; nucleus. The record is from RefSeq and is a predicted model, not a curated record.